AUGGGGCGCUACACGGGCAAGACGUGCCGGCUGAUCUUCAUGCUGGUGCUGACAGCGAGCCUGUGCGUGGCCGAGCUGGUGUCGGGCUACGCGGGCAACUCGAUCGCGCUGGUCUCCGACUCCUUCUCCAUGCUCUCCGACGUGCUCGCUCUGUGCGUGGGCCUCGUCACAGGACGGAUGUCUCGCCAACGCCGACGCCGCCCCGGCGCCUCUUACGGCUCCGGGCGGGCCGAGGUGGUGGGCGCCCUCUGCAACGCCGUCUUCCUGGCCGCCCUCUAUUUCACCAUGCUGGUGGAAGCGGUGCAGCGCCUGGUGAGCCCGGAGUCCAUCAGCAACGCCACGCUCAUCCUCGUCGUAGGCGCGAUCGGCCUGGCCAUCAAUCUGGUGGGGCUCCUCGUCUUCCAGGACUGGGGCUCCUGCUGUGGCAGCCGCCGUCGAGGGUCGCCGCCACCGCCCUAUCUUAGCCCCGAGGACGAGAGCCCAACCCGAACCGUCACUGGCAGCUCAUUUGCCUCGGAGGGGAUGGUGGAAAUGAGCGGCAGCGCCGCUGAGCCGCGUCUGAAAGCAGGUGAUUCUGCAGAUACCCAGAAAAAGCCUGAAGAGGAUCAGAAACAGAAAAAAGAAAAAAAGUCUGAAGCCUUGAACAUCAGAGGUGUUCUUUUGCAUGUGAUGGGAGACGCUCUUGGCUCAGUUAUUGUUGUAGUUGCUGCUUCCAUAUUCUAUAUACUUCCUCUGGAUGAGAACACACCUUGCAACUGGCAGUGUUACAUUGAUCCGAGCCUGACCAUUGUUAUGGUCUUUAUUAUACUGUCUUCAGCCUUUCCACUUAUUAAGGAGACAGCAACCAUUUUGUUGCAAAUGGUUCCCAAAAACGUGAAUAUGCAAAUACUGGCAAACAAAUUACUGGAGGUGCCAGGUGUUAGCAGCAUUCAUGAGCUGCAUAUCUGGGAAUUUAUCAAGGGGAAGAAUAUCGCCACACUCCAUGUCAAGUGUCACUCUACUUCUGACUACCCCAUUGCUUCCUACAAAAUCAGAGAGGUGUUCCAUGAAGAAGGGAUCCAUUCGGUGACCAUCCAGCCAGAGUACCUAGACCAUAAUUGUCCUAAGGUCCUGUGCAGUACACCAUGUAUCUCCAGAUCGUGUAAUCCUCAGUUGUGUUGCAACCAGCAGGACGCUCUUCUUUCUCAGAUGAAUGGUUACAGUGAAACAAUAGGCAGCUUUUCUCCAUCACUGAAGAAGGUCUUCCAAAAAAAAGAUGCUGUAGAAAUUCCUGUUGAACCCACAUGGGCUGAAGAUAAGGUCAAAAAGAACAGUUGCUCCAAGGACAGUUAUAAAGAAAAAAGUGAAAACACACCACAUAUAAAUAACACUCAAUUUUAG
This is a messenger RNA of Protobothrops mucrosquamatus (brown spotted pit viper), 1380 nucleotides long. It is a transcript of the gene SLC30A10, whose product is annotated as solute carrier family 30 member 10. Gene Ontology annotation, biological process: zinc ion transmembrane transport; detoxification of zinc ion; manganese ion transport. Gene Ontology annotation, molecular function: zinc ion transmembrane transporter activity. The record is from RefSeq and is a predicted model, not a curated record. NCBI's taxonomy places the organism in Eukaryota, Metazoa, Chordata, Lepidosauria, Squamata, Viperidae. Bases 1 to 1380 code for a protein of 459 amino acids. Gene Ontology annotation, cellular component: membrane. The transcript has 4 exons.